Molecule: messenger RNA, 1131 nt
Organism: Cyphomyrmex costatus
Lineage: Eukaryota; Metazoa; Arthropoda; Insecta; Hymenoptera; Formicidae
Product: zinc finger protein 652
Exons: 3
Coding region: 1-1131 (376 amino acids)
Biological process (GO): regulation of transcription by RNA polymerase II
Cellular component (GO): nucleus
Molecular function (GO): DNA-binding transcription factor activity, RNA polymerase II-specific
Source: RefSeq, a predicted model, not a curated record
AUGUCACAGAUGAUAUCAGAGGAAAUACCAGCUAAACGGAAAACGUUAGAGGAACAUGCUUUAGUGGCAUCACAGAGUCCAUCUAUGCAGAAUAAUAUUGAAGAUUUGUAUGGCACAAAUAAAACAGACACAUCAAAGAAUUUUGAAUCUAUGAAUGGUUCUACCACAUUGACUCCCAUAGUACAAAAUUCUCAGGCAAUUGUAAAGAAAUAUCGCUUGAUAAUACAAAUAGAUAAAAUACAAAAUAAACCAGCUCCGAAAUGUAAAAAGAUACUACCUAUGACAGUUAGUAAUGACAAGAAGAACACAAAAAUAAUUAAAAGCGAAAAGAAAAGAAAAAUACUGCCAGUUUAUAAAAACCUUUGUGGUAAGGAUAGUUGCAAACUGAAAGAAUGUACAUCAAUCAAAUAUCAAUCAAAGCCAGAAUUUAAAUGUGAACUAUGUGAACUAUAUCAUAAAUAUUAUUUUGCAAUGAAAUCCCAAAACUAUUCUUGUAGUAAAUGUUCCAAGUCUUUUCUUGAUCCGAAAUUGUUUGAUAUACACAUGAACAAAACACAUUUUACUUGCGAUAUCUGUCUGACAGAAUGUAGUUCUCAAAUGUCAUAUGACAAGCAUGAAAAAUUGCACGUUAAUACCGAUUUGUUACAUCCAUACAAGUGUCAUCUGUGUGGCAAGAUAUUUGAUCUGAAAGAUAAUGUUAAACAGCAUUACCUGGAAGGUAACCAUCUUAAAAUACAGAAUCUACAGAACACUGUUGUUCAAAUGAAUUCUCCUAUAAAAACAAUAGUUCCUCAACAAACUGAUUAUUCAUGUACAAACUGCAAUAUUAAUUUCACAAGCGACCAAGAUUACAGGAAUUACACAUGCUCUAAUGGAAAGGAAACAAGCAUUACAUGUAACAUUUGCAGCGAUAUUAAGAAGAUAAUAUCUGUACCGAAUCCUUUAACCGGUAGUGAAAUAGGAAUUCUUCAGGAGAUAAAAUUAAGUUGUCGAGUGUGCUCUAAAGAGUUCGAUAAGGUUAAGGAAAUUGAUUUGCACACGAGGACUCACUUAGAGGUCAAAAACGUCAAAAAUGAUAGUUUUAUCGAUAAUAUAGAUGGGUCCAGCAUCACCUUAAGCCUAAGAAAUUGA